GAUUCAGUUGAUAAAAUGAAUUUCACCGGUAAAGUUGCUUUAAUAACUGGCGCCAGUUCGGGCAUUGGUGCUGCCACCGCCGAAACCUUGGCCAAGUAUGGAGCUAAUGUGGCCAUAGUGGGACGUAAUCCCGAAAACCUUAAAGAAACUGAGAAAAAAUGUAAAGCUGCCAAUGCCGAUAUCAUCUGCCUCUCUAUUGUUGCCGAUGUGACCACCGAUGCUGAACGGAUCGUCAAUGAGGUUAUUGGAAAAUUCCAGAGAUUGGAUAUUUUAGUGAAUAAUGCUGGUAUUUUGGCGGCAGGUGGCCUAAUGGACAUCGAUAUUGAACAAUUUGAUAAUGUACUGAAUACCAACGUACGUGCUGUGUUCACACUGAGCAAGCUGUCCGUGCCCUAUCUGAUUAAUACGCAAGGAAAUAUUGUAAAUGUUUCAAGUGUAGCUGGUCUACGUUCGUUUCCCGGUGCUCUCAGUUAUGGUGUCUCCAAGGCUGCUUUGGAUCAAUUCACAAAGAAUCUUUCCCUGGAAUUGGCCAAACAAAAUGUUCGCGUGAAUUCGGUGAAUCCUGGUGUGGUUAUAACGGAGAUCCACAAACGUGGUGGUGGCAUGUCGGAAAAGGAAUAUGCCGAUUAUUUGGAACGCUGCAAAGAUACCCAUGCCAUGGGUAGGGUGGGUAAUGUCUUCGAGGUAGCUGAAACUAUUGCAUUUUUGGCCAGCAGUAAAGCCAGUUUUAUAACUGGUGCCUUGGUGCCAGUUGAUGGUGGCAAGCAUGCCAUGUGCCCACGAUAA
This is a messenger RNA of Musca vetustissima, 786 nucleotides long. Its product is annotated as 3-oxoacyl-[acyl-carrier-protein] reductase FabG. Bases 16 to 786 code for a protein of 256 amino acids. The record is from RefSeq and is a predicted model, not a curated record. NCBI's taxonomy places the organism in Eukaryota, Metazoa, Arthropoda, Insecta, Diptera, Muscidae. The transcript has a single exon. Gene Ontology annotation, molecular function: oxidoreductase activity.